AGAAUAUAGAAAUUAAUAACUUCCACAAGAAAUAAAUAUUACUUUUUUGGAUAGCUUAUUAUACAGUAAUAAUGUUAAUGAUUUAUGCAAAUUAGUAUAAAAUUAGCAAGUUGUUGGCUUUAGAUUCAGAAGUUACUUACUUUAAUCUUUUCUUCUUCUGAGUGUUAAUAGUGAGUAGUGAUUCUUCGUUUGACUUCUGAGAAAGUUGAAGAUCGAAAAGAGAGCAAAAACCAAAGAUUGAAGUGAACUAUAAUAACACUUCACUGAGGACCCUUUGAUUUCUUUUCAAGUUUUCUGUCAAUUAACUGACUUGGGGGUGAUUGAAGUUCAUUUUCGGAGAAAAUGAUGAUUGAAGUGAUUUUGGGGUUAUCUCAGUUUUGACAAGUUAACAUGUUUCAAUAUUUUCAUGAGUUGUGUGAUAUGGGAAACAGAAGAUUGCUUUGUCUGUUGGCAGCACUCGGUGUUAAUUAUUUACUGUUUCAGUCAAUUUUGGUUCCAUAUGGAAAUGGAAGAGCUCCUUGGUCUUCUGAUUCUUCUGAUUUCAGUUCUAUGAUGAAGAAUGUGAAUAUUCCCACUAUUGAAGAUGAAAAGAGUAGUUUAGUCUUUGAUGGUGUUUCUAAACUUGGGGUAGAUAGAAAUGGUUUUCACAAUGUUGGUAAAAACAACAGCUUGGAGUUGGAUAAUGUAGGUUCCAAGAAAAGUUUCAUGGCAGUUUUGACUAAGAACAGUAAGGUGGACUUGCCGGUGAAGCGAUUUUCGGAGACAAAAAGGGGGGUUUCUACAAUUUCUCAGGUGGUAAAAAGUACUACACUAAAUGUUACUGCGAGAAAGUCGAAGUCAAAUAUGCCUCCUAAGUCAAGAAUGCUAAUACAGGAGAUGAACCAUUUACUAGUACGCCGCCGCACUUCUUCUCGUGCAUCGAGACCAAGGUGGUCAUCCAAACUUGAUAAGGAAAUUCUUGCUGCAAGGUCAGAGAUCGAGCAUGCUCCUAUGGUAACACGUGAUAAGGAACUUUAUGCUCCUCUUUUUCGCAAUCUUUCUAUGUUCAAAAGGAGCUAUGAACUGAUGGAACGCACGCUCAAAGUGUAUAUAUACAUGGAAGGAAAUAAACCGAUCUUUCAUCAACCUAUACUUAAGGGACUAUAUGCGUCGGAGGGUUGGUUUAUGAUGUUGAUGGAGGAAAAUAAGCAAUUUGUUGUGAAGGAUCCUGCAAAGGCUCACCUAUUCUAUAUGCCAUUUAGUUCACGUAUGUUAGAGUUCUCCGUUUAUGUACGUAACUCUCAUAAUCGGACAAAUCUCCGUCGGUAUUUGAAUGAUUAUACAGAUACAAUUUCAGCAAAAUAUCGUUACUUUAACCGAACUGGCGGUGCUGACCAUUUUCUUGUUGCUUGCCAUGAUUGGGCUCCGUACGAGACAAGGCAUCAUAUGGAAUACUGCAUAAAAGCCCUAUGCAAUUCCGAUGUAACUCAAGGCUUUAAAAUAGGAAGAGACGUUUCUCUUCCAGAAACUAUGGUCCGGUCGGUACGAAAUCCUCAAAGAGAUAUAGGUGGAAAGCCUCCUCAACAAAGAUCCAUUCUUGCCUUCUAUGCUGGAAACAUGCACGGCUAUUUGCGCCCGAUAUUGCUAAAGCACUGGAAGGACAAAGACCCUGAUAUGAAGAUACUUGGCCCAAUGCCUCAUGGUGUUGCAAACAAAAUGAGUUACAUCCAACACAUGAAGAAUAGCAAAUACUGCAUAUGCCCCAAGGGAUAUGAAGUCAACAGCCCUCGGGUGGUCGAAGCCAUAUUUUACGAGUGCGUACCUGUGAUCAUAUCUGAUAAUUUCGUGCCACCGUUUUUCGAGGUUUUAAAUUGGGACGCGUUCUCAUUAAUCCUCGCAGAGAAAGAUAUUCCAAACUUGAAACAGAUACUUCUUUCGGUUCCUGAAGAGAAGUAUCUUAAGUUACAACUUGGCAUCAGAAGAGUUCAGAAACAUUUUCUUUGGCAUACAAAGCCUUUGAAGUAUGAUCUGUUUCACAUGACCCUUCACUCAAUUUGGUAUAAUAGAGUGUUUCAAAUAAAUGUGAGAAAAUAAUGGAUAUGUGACUAUGAGCCAUAUGUGCUUAUGCUUUCUAGCCCACAGCAGAACCAGUCCCUGCAAUGUGUGGAGGCUUCUUGCAAUUUUCAAUAGUACAAUUUAUAGAUAAACAAUUGUAAAUAGAUGUUUAUUUUUAUUUCCAUUUUCAUUAGAGUUUCCACCCUUAUAAAGUUAUAAUCACACAUUUUUUUUAGUAUUUACUCACAAUUUCAUGUUUGGUUUA
Lathyrus oleraceus (garden pea) is the source of this 2299-nucleotide messenger RNA. RefSeq names its product probable glycosyltransferase At3g07620. Lineage: Eukaryota; Viridiplantae; Streptophyta; Magnoliopsida; Fabales; Fabaceae. Bases 391 to 2073 code for a protein of 560 amino acids. The record is from RefSeq and is a predicted model, not a curated record. The transcript has 5 exons. Gene Ontology annotation, molecular function: glycosyltransferase activity.